UUACAGGGUUAUUCAUAAACCCAGAGAAGGCAGACUGCUGGGUUAUACCACUGGAGAUGUGGUUAAAUUACCCUGAAUCCAGGAUUUUUCCUGCUGGAAACUUAAUAAACAGCAGCUGGUGGUUAACCUCCUUCUAGCUACCAAACAUUACAGCAGAUGGUUCAGGCGCUUCUGUCUGAAGCAUCCCUCUCAUUCACCUGAACAGCUGUCUGUGAGCCUGGGUUAAAUUUGCCUGCAAACACCUGCUGCUUUUCCGAACUGGUACUGAAGUUUGGGUUCUACCUCAGGAGAAGGCGGAGCAGCUAGUUGGAACAACCUGCUGCCAGGAUCUGACCUGGAUAAACAGGAAGGUUUGCAGUAAUUGCAAACUGCAGGUGUAUGGGGGUCUGUUUCUCUCAGCCGGGGGUAUCUGUUCAGAGGGACCAACCAGCAGAUAAAGACCUUUGUUGACUGUAAACAUGUUGCUGUUCACCUGCAGCCUGUCAGUCAGUGCUUAGGGAACAACACAGUACACAGGAAGGAGCUUUAACCUUCACAGGUAGAUUCUACAGACUGACCCAGUCUGAUUUUUAAGGACAGCACAGCGACUCACCUGUGCAGGUCUGUUCCAGGUGAGCUGUGAUUGGCUGGCAAUGGACAAAUCUCUGAAGGGUCAUGUGAGCGUGCUCACCUGCUUCCCGUCUUCUGUGGGCAGAGAUGUUGCUGUUGCUGUGGUGAAGCCCCUGGCUGCAGGCCUUGGAAACCCCGGCACCCGCAGCCUUCUGCGUACUGACCGACAGGUGAAAUGGACCAUGGAGGUCCUGUGUUAUGGUCUCACUCUGCCACUGGACAGAGACAUUGUCAGACUCUGUGUUGAUGUUUACACUGAUUGGAUGAUGGCGCUAGUAUCCCAGCGAAGCUCCACCCCUCCACCGAUUAGCAGAGACCCCAACCUGUACGUCCAGAAGAUCCUUCGACAUCUCCAUGUGCUCUUCCUGCCCAGGUCAGACCAGGUUGGUCCGGUCUACCUGUCGUUGUGUAAGCAGGUGCUUUGUUCUGUUCAGUCUCUGGCUAGAGUGAGUUCACUGAUGAGCAAAGAGACCUGGGAGACUCUUUUACACUUUCUGCUGCGCAUCAACCACGCCAUGCUGGCUCCGCCUACUUCUGCAGGAAGCGUGUCGGAUCAGUCCAUGGCGGUUCUCCUGGAGGUGUGGCUGCUGGCAUGUUCUCGGUGUUUCCCAUCCCGCUCUUUGUGGACAGCAUGCAGACAGAUGGUUAGCAGCUGCAGACACCAGCCUGCAGUGGUGGAGCAGUGGAGUAGAGCUGUUGCAGCUCUGACCUCCAGGCUCCUUCCUCAGAUAUAUGGACCCUCCUUUCCUCUCUUCCAUGUUCCAGAGGAAGAUGCAGCUCUGGUUCCUACAGACAUGGAGGAUAAGCAUCUCUCUCAUACCUGGUUUCAGUUCCUGCACAUGUUCAGUAAUCCUGUGGACCUCAUUUCCCCUUCAGCCACUUCCUCUACGUCCUCCUCCCAGGAUGAGGCGUCUGAGAAGGGAGACCAUCAACUACCAGGAAUCUUCUUUAGAGCCAUGAGACUAGUCGCUGAACUAGUCAAUGCCUUCCUUG
Molecule: messenger RNA, 1602 nt
Organism: Cyprinodon variegatus (sheepshead minnow)
Lineage: Eukaryota; Metazoa; Chordata; Actinopteri; Cyprinodontiformes; Cyprinodontidae
Product: ral GTPase-activating protein subunit beta-like
Exons: 7
Biological process (GO): activation of GTPase activity
Molecular function (GO): GTPase activator activity
Source: RefSeq, a predicted model, not a curated record